CUCCUCUGACCCUAGUGUUUCUGCUUCCCUCUGCAGCCAGCGUGAACCAUGGAGCUCCGUGUGGGGAACAAGUACCGCCUGGGCCGGAAGAUCGGGAGUGGGUCCUUUGGAGAUAUCUACCUGGGUGCCAACAUUGCUUCUGGUGAAGAAGUUGCCAUCAAGCUCGAGUGUGUGAAAACGAAGCACCCCCAGCUGCACAUCGAGAGCAAGUUCUACAAGAUGAUGCAGGGGGGAGUGGGAAUCCCAUCCAUCAAGUGGUGCGGGGCCGAGGGUGACUACAACGUCAUGGUCAUGGAGCUGCUGGGGCCCAGCCUCGAAGACCUCUUCAACUUCUGCUCCCGCAAGUUCAGCCUCAAGACGGUGCUGCUCCUGGCCGACCAGAUGAUCAGCCGCAUUGAGUACAUCCACUCCAAGAACUUCAUACACCGGGAUGUCAAGCCCGACAACUUUCUCAUGGGGCUGGGGAAGAAGGGCAACCUGGUGUACAUCAUCGACUUCGGCCUGGCCAAGAAGUACCGGGAUGCCCGCACCCACCAGCACAUUCCCUACCGGGAAAACAAGAACUUGACCGGCACUGCACGCUACGCCUCCAUCAACACCCACCUGGGCAUUGAGCAAAGCCGUCGAGACGACCUGGAGAGUCUGGGCUACGUGCUCAUGUACUUCAACCUGGGCUCGCUGCCCUGGCAGGGCCUCAAAGCGGCCACCAAGCGCCAGAAGUACGAGCGGAUCAGUGAGAAGAAGAUGUCGACGCCCAUCGAGGUCCUCUGCAAAGGCUACCCCUCUGAGUUCUCAACAUACCUCAACUUCUGCCGCUCCCUGCGGUUCGACGACAAGCCCGACUACUCGUACCUGCGCCAGCUCUUCCGCAACCUCUUCCACCGGCAGGGCUUCUCCUACGACUACGUCUUCGACUGGAACAUGCUCAAAUUCAUGCGGCCCCCCUCACGCCAGCCCCCUGCCCUUCCCUGUGGACGACCCCAGGACCAACUAGGGUGCAGCCCGGAACCCCGAGGACGUGGACAGGGAGCGGCGAGAGCACGAGCGCGAAGAGAGGAUGGGGCAGCUCCGAGGGUCCGCGACCCGAGCCCUGCCCCCCGGCCCGCCCACGGGGGCCACUGCCAACCGGCUACGCAGUGCUGCCGAGCCUGUGGCUUCUACUCCAGCCUCCCGCAUCCAGCAAGCUGGCAAUACUUCUCCCAGAGCGAUCUCACGGGUCGACAGAGAGAGGAAGGUGAGCAUGAGGCUACACAGGGGAGCGCCCGCCAAUGUUUCGUCCUCCGACCUCACUGGGCGGCAAGAGGUCUCCCGGAUUUCAGCCUCACAGACGAGCGUGCCGUUUGACCACCUUGGGAAGUGAGAAGGAGCCACCGUUGGACCAGUAUUUGCUUAGUGUCUUCACUGUAUUUUCUUUUAAAAAUCAACAAGAAGAUGGGGAAGAAAACCACUCAAAAGAACAAAAAAGAGAAAAAAACCCAGCACAAAACCGACGAUGGAUUUUGUUUCUUUGAUUUUUAUUUUUUUCCAACUGCAAGAAGAUGGGAUGCCCUCAGCACCGAGGAUUAUUGUCCCUUUGCGUUUCCUGCUGCCCACAACCUUCAGGCUGCCAAAGGCUCCCCAGACGUGGGGCUCCAUGUGCCAGACGCCGAGGCCCUGACCCAGCUGACGCUGACACUGGCUGGGAGGGGAACAUCUCAGCCUCGAGGGUCCUCCGGUGCCAUCAGGAGGUGGCUUGAGCAGCUCGGGGAAUGGCUUGAUGGUCUGGUUGGUUGGAGGCAGGUCCCACCAGGUUCUGGAGCCUCAGAACCACAGGAGACACGCACAGCCCCCAACCCCCUGAAAUGAAGGUGGCCGACUUUCUGCGUGGGCUUUUUCUAGUGUCCCCCUGAGCGUUUGGGUCCCUCUUGCCUUUUCACAGAGACCUUAAGGAGUGGGUGGCGAGGUGAUGGGGGCCGAGAUUCCUUGUGUGCGUGCGUGUGUGUAUGUAUGUGGCCUGUAUCCCAGGACAGCAGGGACCGGCGCCAUCUGCCAGGCUGAACCUCUGUUCUUAUCCCCGACAAGGACAUGGGGUGAACAGUGACCUCCAUGUUCCUCAAGAAGGGCACAGAGGGUCCUUGCCACCAUCGACCCCUCAGACUGUCGUCAGCCUGUGGCAGCUCUGUCCCCCUAUCCUGGUCUUAGGGCAGAAUCCGUGCAUACUACUCCCAGAAAGCAUCGGGCUCCUGGGUUAUAAAUGAAUUCCCUGGUCCUGACUCUCCCCUGGGGCCGCCCCUCCCUGCAUCCCGCCUCUCUGAGGAGCCUGGGUCAGGGCUGGGUACCACAUUUAUCCAUCCCUCCCGGUUAACACCUGUUUUUACUUUAUUUUUGUUUGUUUUCUCUGUGUGUGUAUUUCCUAAUUUAUUUACCUCUGUUUCCCCUAUUUUCUUUCUUUUUUUUUUUUAAUUAAAGAGCAAAGCUUUUUAUUACUUUGUAAUUUAAAAAAAUUGAAAAAAAAUACUGAAGAACUUUGGGGGGAAUUUUGUACUUUUUUCCUGUGUAAAUAUUGGACUUUUUUGAGCUUUAUCGUGGUUGUUAAUUUGAAGUAAUAAAGUAGAAAAGAAUAAAGUGACAUGGGCAGC
Molecule: messenger RNA, 2618 nt
Organism: Pteropus alecto (black flying fox)
Lineage: Eukaryota; Metazoa; Chordata; Mammalia; Chiroptera; Pteropodidae
Gene: CSNK1E
Product: casein kinase 1 epsilon
Exons: 11
Coding region: 49-1344 (431 amino acids)
Biological process (GO): peptidyl-serine phosphorylation; endocytosis; signal transduction
Cellular component (GO): cytoplasm; nucleus
Molecular function (GO): protein serine/threonine kinase activity; ATP binding
Source: RefSeq, a predicted model, not a curated record